Molecule: messenger RNA, 2411 nt
Organism: Scatophagus argus
Lineage: Eukaryota; Metazoa; Chordata; Actinopteri; Scatophagidae
Gene: hnrnph3
Product: heterogeneous nuclear ribonucleoprotein H3 (2H9)
Exons: 11
Coding region: 135-1352 (405 amino acids)
Biological process (GO): regulation of RNA splicing
Cellular component (GO): ribonucleoprotein complex; nucleoplasm
Molecular function (GO): RNA binding
Source: RefSeq, a predicted model, not a curated record
UUAUUAUUAUUAUUAUGCCACAAACGUCAUCUUUUUUCCAAGUCUCGCGACAACAUACCUGAGCGGGUUUGCUGGCAGUGACACCUGAGGCUCAGGACUGGAGCAGGAGACCGGGGUCAAGAGGCGACUUGAGAAUGUCUCUGAAUGAAGAGGGUUAUGUGGUUCGGAUCCGAGGACUGCCCUGGUCCUGCACGCAGGAAGAGGUUGCCAGUUUCUUCUCUGACUGUGACAUUGUUGGGAAAGUAAAUGGAGUGUGUUUCACCUACUCUAAAGAAGGCCGUCCCAGUGGAGAGGCGUUUAUUGAACUGAAAACGGCAGAGGAUUUUAAGAAUGCCCUUGCCAAAGACCGUAAAUACAUGGGACACCGAUACAUAGAGGUGUUCAAGUCAAACCGCAGUGAGAUGGACUGGGUGCUGAAACGUAGUGGCCCUGCUGACUAUGACAGCUGCAGUGGCUGCAUGCUGAGACUUAGAGGCCUUCCUUUUGGUUGCAGCAAAGAGGAGAUUGUUCAGUUCUUCUCAGGGUUGAGAAUCGUGCCAAAUGGGAUUACUCUGCCAGUGGACUACCAGGGGAGGAGCACAGGGGAAGCCUUCGUGCAGUUUGCUUCAAAGGAGAUAGCAGAAAAGGCUCUGGGGAAACACAAGGAAAGAAUAGGGCACAGGUAUAUAGAGAUUUUUAAGAGCAGUCGUAAUGAGAUCAGAGCCUACUAUGAGCUGCCUCGGCGGGGGAUGGGAGGCCAGAGACCAGGGCCCUACGAUAGACCUGUUAUGGGGGGCCCCAGAGGAGGUUUUUUUGGGCCUGGGCCUGGCCGUGGUGGGGCUCUGAUGGACACCAUGAGGAGUGGAGGGGGCUAUGGAGGAGGUUACAGUGGCUUUGACAGCUACAAUGGUUUCAACAACUACUGCUUUGGCAACGGCAUGUUUGAUGAACGAGUGAGAGGAGAGAGGGGAGGAAGAGGCUCAGGGAUGGGAGGCCACGGUUACAGCAGUCAGAAUGAUAGUUGUUCAGGCUUCCACAGUGGCCAUUUUGUCCAUAUGAGGGGUUUACCUUUCCGUGCCACAGAGGGAGACGUUGCCAAAUUCUUCGCUCCUUUGAAUCCACUGAGGGUCCACAUUGACGUGGCUCUUAACGGCAAGUCGACUGGAGAAGCAGAUGUGGAGUUUCGCUCCCAUGAAGACGCUGUGGCAGCCAUGUCCAAAGACAAGAACCACAUGCAGCACCGCUAUAUUGAGCUGUUCCUCAACUCAACAGCCAGUGGAGCAGCUGAAAUGAGUCGUGGUGGCGGUGGUUACUAUGGUAACUCAGGAGGGGGCGGAAGCUCACGGAGCAGCGGGCUACGAAGUGCAUACUGAUGAUGUCAUCCCACUUCCAAUCCAUCCUGACGUUUGUCUGCCGUCUUCAUAGGCCACAUUUACUCGAGUGCUGUUUCUAAGCUGGAGAGCUGAUCUGAAAGUCUCUCAGUUGUUGUGUAAGAGUUGUACUUUUUGUGGGCUUGUAUUAAAACUUCAUGUCAGAUAGUAGAGUAGACCGGAUGUGACCUUAACAAGCACUCUUACUACACCAUUCCUAAAGGCAUAUGAAGAACAAAACAACUUAACAUCAAAAUGUUGGAGCUCUUGCAGGUGCUGAACACGUUUGAUCAGUCAUUUUGGAGAUUUCUUGUUUCUUACAUGCUCAAAAACAGUUGGAUAAUGUAAUAUAGUUUUUCAUGGUUCAUAUGAACAGUACAUAUUCUCUGGUGAUCUGUUUUACACCAAUCCAUUUUUUCAGAGAUUUAAAUUACAUUUAAAGAGCCAUAACUAUGGUACAAUUUCUAGUGACUUUGUUUGGAUGCACUUUAAUUUGUCUUGCUUCACAUCUCACUGUUGGCAGGAGAAGCAAGUCAGUGGAGAUGCAGCGUGAUGACAGAGCUUCAUAGGCCACAGAUUAACAGCUGUGGGAUAUGAUACGUAAGAAAAAGAAUAAUUUGAAUGGCACCGCUCUGUUUGGACCGAGCAUGGUCACUGUGCUUUGACUUGGAUGACGUGUUGAAGUGAAAAAUGUUCUUUAGGAGGUGGAGCAGUGAUGCAACAACAGAGCAUUACAAAGCAGCUCUUUGUAAGAAAUUCAGAUCAGACUUUUCUAAAAUCUUUGUUCAUUUCGCUUUACAUGUAUUUUCAGCAGAACAUUUGGACAUCCUGUAAUACACUGAUUUAAACUGCAUUUCACAUUAGCUUUCCUGCUUGAAAAGUUUGAUAAAUGUGAGCCAGUGUGUUUUUUAUGAAUGUUUUCACAGUUCAUUACAGAAUUUAAAAUUAAGUUGAAUAUUAUAUUCCACUCUCAAAGAGUGGAAGUACAAUAAAGCCUCUAUAUUUGAGCUGUAAUAUAGCUUAUGUUGUACAUUUUGCCUAAUAAAUUUUAUAUUUAAUUCU